Magnusiomyces paraingens is the source of this 1560-nucleotide messenger RNA. RefSeq lists its product as uncharacterized. Gene Ontology annotation, biological process: carbohydrate transport; transmembrane transport. Gene Ontology annotation, molecular function: carbohydrate:proton symporter activity. The transcript has a single exon. The record is from RefSeq and is a predicted model, not a curated record. Lineage: Eukaryota; Fungi; Ascomycota; Dipodascomycetes; Dipodascales; Dipodascaceae. Bases 1 to 1560 code for a protein of 519 amino acids. Gene Ontology annotation, cellular component: membrane.
AUGUUUAAGGUCUACAACCCUUACCUAAUGGCUCUCAUUGCCACGGUAGGUGGUAUGCUAUUUGGUUUUGAUAUUUCCUCUGUCUCUGCUUUUGUUGGCCAGGAAGAGUACCGACGUUACUUUGGGUAUCCCAACAGUGUGACUCAAGGUGGUAUCACAGCCUCAAUGGCCGGAGGCUCUUUCCUCGGUUCCUUAUUUGUUGGUCCUGUCUCAGACCGUCUGGGUCGCCGGCUGGUGAUCCGAAUGUCUUCUUGUAUAUGGAUGAUCGGCGCCGCAAUUCAGUGUUCGUCUCAAAACAAAGGCCAGCUAAUUGCUGGACGUACUAUUGCCGGGGUUGGUAUUGGGUUUGCCUCUUCCCAGAUUCCUGUUUAUGUUGCUGAACUUUCUCCUAAAAACAUUCGUGGAAGACUAGUGGGAUGCUUCCAAUGGUCUGUCACAUGGGGUAUUAUGAUUAUGUUCUACAUUGGCUAUGGUUGCUCGUUCAUCAAAGGUCCUGCUUCAUUUAGAACUGCGUGGGGUAUUCAAAUGGUCCCUGGGUUUAUACUUCUUCUUGGAACGUAUGUUUUGCCCGAAUCACCCCGUUGGCUUGCAUCAAAGGAUAGAUGGGAAGAGGCAAUCGAUAUUAUCGCACAUGUUCAAGCAAAGGGAAAUGACCAGAGUCCAGUAGUUCAAACUGAAAUUGAAGAUAUCCGCGAAGAAAUUGAAAUUCAACGCCAGUACAGCCAUUUAACUGUUUUUGAUUUGUUUCGCAAAGGAAACUUGAACCGCACCAUGGUGGGCAUUUCUGCACAAGUUUGGCAACAAAUGACAGGUAUCAACGUCAUGAUGUAUUAUAUUGUUAUUUUGUUUGAGAUGGCCGGCUACAGCGGAAAUGCUAAUCUUGUCUCAUCUUCGAUUCAAUAUAUUAUCAACGUGGUUAUGACAGUGCCCGCUCUUUUGUUCAUUGACACCUGGGGCCGCCGACCUUUGCUCAUUGCUGGAAGUAUUCUAAUGAUGGGCUGGUUGUUUGCCGUUGCAGGGUUAAUGUCAGUAUACGGCACGCCUAUUAAUAAUUAUGAUGGUAAUGACUUGAUUCGACUUGUCGUCAACGAUGGCUCUGCCUCAAAAGGUAUCAUUGCGUGUUCGUAUCUCUUUGUCGCUACCUUUGCGCCUACCUGGGGUCCAGGAAUUUGGAUCUAUGUCUCGGAAAUUUUUCCUACGUCUCAACGCGCUCUUGGAAAUGGUGUCUGUGCUUCUGCAAACUGGAUUUUUAAUUUUGCACUUGCCAUGUUUGUUCCUUCAGCUUUUAAGAACAUCACUUGGAAAACAUACAUUAUUUUUGGUGUAAUGUGUAUCUGCAUGUCGAUCCACGUCUUUUUAAUGUUCCCAGAAACAAAGGGCAAGACACUCGAAGAAAUUAACUUAAUGUGGGAAUCAAAUGUUCCAGCAUGGCAGUCCCACAAGUGGCAGCCUCCCGUUCAUGCAAACAAUUUUUUGAGUGAGUCAGAGGAAAAGGAAGUUACAAGCCAUCAAGAAACCUCAGCACCAUCACCGAUUGUAACAAACGAACCUACUGCUUAG